AUGGUAUUUGCAGACACCAUUGUAAGACAAGGUUCAGUCCCUUUGGUCUCCAAAGCCACUCAUGUGAUCGUCCCUCUGGUGGAGGAGCCAGAGGACAACUGCUGGGAGGCUUUUGUGCUCAAACAGGAAGACAAAAGGAUGCUGCUCUCAGUAAAUACUCUGCCCACGGCGAACAUCGGUCGAUACCAGCUCAGCGUGCACACCGUGUGUCCGCACGGCCAAGCAGAGUUCAUGCAUGACCCAGCAAACGACGUCUACCUUCUCUUUAACCCCUGGUGUGAAGAGGACACGGUUUUUAUGGACUCUGAAGAUGAGAGACAGGAGUACGUGUUGAACGACGUUGGACUCAUUUACUACGGCACAGAGCAGCAGAUCGGAUACAGGACCUGGGACUAUGGACAGUUUGCAGAUGGGGUUUUGGUUGCAUGUCUCUACAUUCUGGAGAAGAGCGGGACUCCAGCGUCGGGGUGGGGAGACCCGAUUAAUGUGGUCAGGAUUGUUUCAGCCAUGGUGAACUCAGUGGAUGAUUUUGGAGUAAUCCAAGGAAAUUGGUCUGGGAACUAUGCAGGCGGCUCCGCUCCUACGAUCUGGACGGGAAGUGUGGAAAUCCUCCAGCAGUAUCACAGUAACAAUGGCACCCCUGUGCGUUACGGACAGUGCUGGGUCUUUGCCGGAGUGGUCACGACAGUUUUGAGGUGUUUAGGAAUUCCCUGUCGGACAGUGACCAACUAUAAGUCUGCCCAUGACACGGACGUCUCCUUGACAACAGACGUGUAUUUAGAUGAGAACCUGGACCCUCUGGACCUUCUCAACACAGACUCAGUGUGGAACUUCCAUGUGUGGAAUGACUGCUGGAUGGCGCGUUCCGACCUGCCUGAGGGCAUGGGGGGCUGGCAGGCUGUAGACGCCACGCCCCAGGAGACCAGCCAGGGCACUUUCCGCUGCGGCCCGGCCUCACUGACUGCUGUUCGACACGGCCAAGUCUACCUCAAGCACGACGCUGCCUUUGUCUUUGCCGAGGUCAACAGCGACAAAAUCUACUGGCAGAGGAAAAUAGAUGGGACAUUUUCCCAAAUCUACAGCGAGAAGAAGGCAGUCGGACACUGCAUCAGCACCAAAGCAGUGGGAUCAGACGAACGCAAUGACAUCACACACCUGUACAAACAUCCAGAAGAGAUGGGACCGAGAAAGGCCCUGUUCUGGCUGGGAUUCGAACCUAGGACCUUCUAG
Messenger RNA from Knipowitschia caucasica, 1230 nucleotides. The record is from the annotation of a GenBank genome assembly. Lineage: Eukaryota; Metazoa; Chordata; Actinopteri; Gobiiformes; Gobiidae.